Messenger RNA from Coturnix japonica (Japanese quail), 2079 nucleotides. It is a transcript of the gene ITFG2, whose product is annotated as integrin alpha FG-GAP repeat containing 2. Gene Ontology annotation, molecular function: protein binding. Gene Ontology annotation, cellular component: KICSTOR complex. The record is from RefSeq and is a predicted model, not a curated record. Gene Ontology annotation, biological process: regulation of TOR signaling. Lineage: Eukaryota; Metazoa; Chordata; Aves; Galliformes; Phasianidae.
GGCGUCAUCCAUUUGAGCCAGCACAGCCGCCAUCUUCCCGUCGUCCCGGCCUAGUAGCCGAUGGGAUGCGGUCUGUCAGCUACGUGCAGCGUGUGGCUCUGGAGUUCAGCGGCAGCCUCUUUCCUCACGCCAUCUGCCUGGGGGACGCUGACAACGACACGCUGAAUGAGCUGGUGGUAGGAGACACCAACGGGAAACUCUAUGUGUACAAAAAUGAUGACAGCAAACCCUGGACUGUACGAUCCUGCCAAGGAAUGCUUACAUGUGUUGGUGUGGGAGAUGUAUGCAAUAAAGGAAAGAAUCUUACAGUGGCAGUGAGUGCAGAAGGUUGGUUUCAUCUUUUUGAUCUGACUUCCCCUUCAAAACACUCAGAUACUUCAGGCCACCACGAGUUAGCAGAAGAGCAGAAGCCAGUGUUCAAGCAACAUAUUCCUGCCAACACUAAGGUCAUGCUGAUCAGUGACAUAGAUGGAGAUGGGAAAUGUGAGCUGGUGGUAGGUUACACGGACAGAGUGGUGCGUGCCUUCCGCUGGGAGGACUCGUCUGAGAAUUCAGACCAUGUCUGUGGGCAGCUGAUUCUGCUGAAGAAAUGGUUGCUGGAAGGUCAGGUGGAUAGCCUUUCUGUGAACCCAGGCCCUAAUGGCUUACCAGAGAUGAUGGUGUCCCAGCCAGGAUGCGGUUAUGCCAUUCUGCUCUGCACCUGGGAUUCUGAGCAGCAACCCGUGGUGGAGGGGAGUGACAGCUCUUCCCCAAGCAGAGAAACCCCUGUUCGAGACGUUAUUCUCCACCAAACAUCUGGCCGGAUUCACAACAAGAAUGUUUCCACGCAUCUGAUUGGUAGCAUUGGCCGAGGCUGCUCCAAUGUGGGGAAUGGCUCGGGUCUCUUUGCCCUAUGUACGCUUGAUGGGACGUUGAAACUCAUGGAAGGGGCAGACAAGCUGCUCUGGUCAGUGCAGGUUGAUCACCAGCUCUUUGCACUGGAGAAGCUGGAUGUUACUGGCAAUGGGCACGAGGAGGUAAUUGCCUGUGCAUGGGAUGGCCAGACGUACAUCAUUGACCACAAUCGCACGGUUGCCAGAUUUCAAGCAGAUGAGAAUGUCAGCGCAUUCUGUGCAGGCCUAUAUGCAUGCAAACGAGGAAGUAACAGCCCAUGCCUGGUUUAUGUCAGCUUCAAUCAGAAGAUCUACAUCUACUGGGAUGUGCAGCUGGAGAGGAUGGAGUCCACCAACCUGUUAAAAAUCCUCGAGAAUGACCCAGAAUUUGACAGUCUGCUGCAGGAGCUGGGUGUGGAAAAAAGUGAUGUUCCUGCAGUCCAAGAUCUAAUCUACAAAACACUGUAUUUUCCUGAGAAACUACAGCCUAACAGCGCCCUGCAGUGUCAGAAUCCUGCUGGAACAGACUCCUCUGCCCACCACACUGUCAUCCAUAAACCAUUACAAGACUCAUAGAGGUGGGCAUCUUCCAUCCCAUUGGAAACUGUCUGCUGACUGCAAUUGAGCAUUCACCCUGCAUGAUACUGUGACUGGAGCUCUCAUCAUUCGCAUUGUGCUUUCCUGAUGCUGAUGAGUCCUGUACCGGCUAUCAAUUAGGUCAUAGUAAAUUGGCAUCCCUCUAAUUUUAGGUUUCUGUUUCCAGCAACCUAGAGCUGCUGUUCUGAUUGCCAGAACAAGCGAGAAUUCUCACUUUUCUCCCUCAGAAUCUCAGGUGAAGCAGUAUUAACCUCGUGUGUGAGGUCAGGAAUGCGACCACACCUGCUUAGGGUAUAACUUGCAGGCCACAUACAAGGUCACAUACAAGGAGUAAUGUAUAUUGGGUGGGCCAGGACAUCUGUAACCUCCGAGUACUUCAGCCAAUGAGGAAAGGAGGGACAACGCAUCAGAAAGAAGGAUAAAAAAGAGGCAGCGACUUUUGAGGUGCUGAGUCCCAUGGACUCUCCCUUUCUUUGAAUAAAGAAAGCUGAAGACUCUACUCUGUCUCCUCUUGGAAUUAAGAUAAUUGGGCAAAUCUGUCUGAGCAACAUUUUCCCAACACUGCUGAACAGCUUUAACCAUGAAUCAUUAAAACUCAUUUUACAGGUCA